Exaiptasia diaphana is the source of this 3377-nucleotide messenger RNA. RefSeq names its product EGF-like repeat and discoidin I-like domain-containing protein 3. The transcript is spliced from 5 exons. NCBI's taxonomy places the organism in Eukaryota, Metazoa, Cnidaria, Anthozoa, Actiniaria, Aiptasiidae. The record is from RefSeq and is a predicted model, not a curated record. The coding region runs from base 134 to 1552 and encodes 472 amino acids.
GGAACUGAUCCUGAGAUACCAAUUUUAAUUGGUAAAAAAGUGUCAUUUCGCUUUCAAAGUUGACAAUGACGUAGAGUGUAAACACAAGAGACUUAUCAAGGAGAAAGCAGACAACUGAACAACGAAAUCGUGGAUGAUGACAAGAGUUAUCAAAGCGUUCCUGAAUUGUAUUGGAAUAAUUUUUGUUUUUGCUUUUAAAACCGCUGAAACCGAUUGUCCUACUUCAGAAUGGUGGACACAGCUUACAAACCAUGUCAUGGACACUUUGACUAUCGGCGAUAUUGAUAACUGCUACAGGACCUGUGCUGCAAAGCCAGGCUGUCACAGCAUUAACUACUACARAGACAAAUCUCUCUGUGAGUUAAACAGCAGGACGAUCGAAAACACGCCCGAUAUGAGAGUCRCAAACGAAGACUCRGUGUACUUCACGAUUCCAGUCGAUGAUUUUACCGAGUGGAGCAACUGGACAUCAUGUUCUCUAUCAUGUGGCAAUGGAACACGACAUCGAAACCGUUCUUGCACCAACCCAACACCUGCUCAAGGUGGAAAAAAUUGUAUUGGGCCUUACAGCGAAACACAAAACUGCCACACACAGCCAUGUCCCGUUCAAUGUGACAAACAAGCUGCCAUCGGAAUACAGAACAAGACUGUUGUUUCUGAUUACUACAUCACGGCGAGCAACAACACAAUGGAUGCUAAUAAGGCAAGACUGAACGGUCCUGAAGGUUGGUACUUAAACUGUACCGGCAAACCGUGUACUGGGAAAUCGUGGUUGCAAAUCAAUGUGGGAAAGAUUGCCAAGAUURCUGUUAUUGCCACUCAAGGAGCUUAUGUCAACAACUCGCGGCUUACUGGCUUCUAUUGGACAGARARGUACAGUCUSAACUAUAGCAAUGAUGGACGUACAUUCACAAGUUACARUAACGGCCAGGUCUUCAUAGCAAACACAGACUGGAAUACAAUUGUUUACAACGUACUUACACCAGCCAUUACAGCAAGAUAUGUGCAAAUUUACCCAASAAAGGAAUAUUACUCGUCUGGCUACCUGGCCUUGAGGAUGGAGCUUUACGAAUGUAAAGGAGAUGAAGGGGUGUGCUCGUAUGCACUUGGGAUGGAAAGUAGAAUCAUUAAAGACAAACACAUUACAGCUUCAACUACAUACUCAAAGUAUUYACCAUCAUGGGGAAGACUGAACUCUGGAAACGGGGGAUGGUGGGCUGUUGGUGGCGACARAAACCCAUGGCUUCAGAUCGAUUUGCUUGAGAUAAAAAUGAUUAACGGMAUUGCCACACAGGGAAACUGGAACCACUUUGCGAAAGAAUACCAUCUUGAAUACAGAAAUGCCACUAAAAAUGACCUCAUUAAGUACACAACGAACAAAGUGAAAGUAUUCCAAGCAAAUUCUGACGGUUCCAGCAUUGUCUACAAUGCCAUUGAUCCUCCAAUAAUCGCCCAGAUAGUUCGUAUUGUACCAAAGUAUGAAGAUCAUAUGACUAUGAGGGCUGAGCUAUAUGGAUGUCCAUAUAUGGGAUCCUAUGAUGGAUCAAAGUAGCACGUGAUCAAAACUGUGAAUACAGUCGAUGUCAGCAUCGCGCAUGCUCGUAUCACGAAAUUACCAGAUUAAAGCAACCAGACAUUAAGAACGUGGAUGAGCGUCUUUUAAUCUCCUUGGUCAUCUUUGACUAGGUCUACAAUUAACUGAACUUUGAGCUGGACAUUACAUCAUUCUUGUAUACAUUAUAUUUCUCUAAAGUUGUAAGGUUCUGGAAAACACGACUACUUCUGAAAACACUUAAUGACAAUUACUUUUUUGGAGAUUCCUCGAUCCAUGUGCAAAACACUUCGAUAAGUAUACUUUAAGCAUCAGUGGACUAAAAAAUUUUAAAUUAGGCAGACAUGCAUGGUACGUUGCUACUCUAAAUCUGUAUCUGUUGUUUACAUAACAUUUUAGGUCGAACUUAUUUGAAUCUCACGGAAUUUUCCAUAUUUUUAAUAGGCGCUUUUAGAGCGUUGAGUCGGGCUAGCUACUUUUGAAAAUUGAGAAAAACAGGAUAUUACAUGGUAGUGUAGUUGCGCUGAUACGCGAACGAGUGAAAGAUUUCAACACAAGAAGAUUCUUAUUUCCAAGCAAAUGUGUAACUGAUUCUGUCUUGAUAUGGUUAUUGUAUGAAAGUAAAUUGUGACGUAGAAUAACUUUUUUUCUUCUAAUAAUGUGGUAGCAAGAAUGCAUUACCACUUUUUAGUAAUGAAUUAAUGUACUGUUCAAAAUUCUAAAUGUUUGUUCACGCAGCGCCAGAUAUUCUUUUCUGAUGACUUGGCGCAACGACGUCAAAAACACUAGAAAUAUCGAACCAGGAGUAUUUCUGUCUGGCUAGCCUGACUUCACGCUCUAAGAGAGUCUAGUUCUAGAAGGCACAAAUCUAAAUGCAACUCCAGAAUUCAAGAGUGAGAGUUCAUUAGAACAAUUCGUCCGCAUCAAUAAACCACUGGGUUAAUCUAAAUAUAAUGCUCUAGGAAAUGUGGUUCAUUCUGUAUUUUGAACAUCAUUCUUUAGUUGAAAGAGUUGUUUUUCAUAUCAAUUGGCAAAUUUAACAAUAUUUAAUACAAGCAAUAAAUUUUAAAUGUAGUAAAUCCCAUGAAAAAUUGUUGUUUGAUAAAAAAGGCGAACGGCGAUGAUUUCAUUACCGAAAGUAGCCAUGGGGUUUGCUUAUGUAAGGGGAAUAACAGCUUUAUACAGUAAGAUAGUCUGUGGUAAAAAUUUGGCUCCAUUUAGUCCCCAUGUUCUAUGCAAGGUGAGUCCAAUUAACAAUGCAAAGCGUAACCAUAAUCAUCCCUUUCAACAAAACGCUACUUGUAUAUGGCACUAGCAUGAUAGAGAGUUUUUACUGCAAACGUCAAAUUGGCAAGUUUAUGUUUUAUCUCGAAAUUUCAAACAAACGUCAAAACGCUUCGACAGGAAUAGUGAUACACUUAUGUACGAAAGAAGAGAUCCAGUCUAUUUUAUACACAAUCGCGAAAGAACAGAGCGUUAACACAGAAAAACAGUGAUCAAGUGAUCAAUUUUGACGUUUGGCUUCGUCGUUAACACAUAUCUACCCUGGGAACCAGAAGCUGGAUUUACUCGUUCUUGUAGUUUAUAUACUGCGCGAAGCGCCGUCCUUGAGGCCGAAUAUAAACUACAAGAACGAGUAAAUCCAGCCUCUGGUUCCCAGGGUAACACAUAUCUAAAACUCACCAAUAAUUAUUAUAUAUUGAUAAUGUCUUCGCAUCGAGACGUUUGCGGUGUAUUCAGUCUCAUCACUGAAUGAUCAUAUAGAAAUAAAGAAAAGGUCAUUCCGGGAGAAAAACACUUCAAUCAAAAUAAAUUCAGAAAAACA